This is a messenger RNA of Aptenodytes forsteri (emperor penguin), 2175 nucleotides long. RefSeq names its product transient receptor potential cation channel subfamily V member 6. The record is from RefSeq and is a predicted model, not a curated record. The transcript has 15 exons. Gene Ontology annotation, biological process: calcium ion import across plasma membrane. Bases 1 to 2175 code for a protein of 724 amino acids. Gene Ontology annotation, cellular component: membrane. NCBI's taxonomy places the organism in Eukaryota, Metazoa, Chordata, Aves, Sphenisciformes, Spheniscidae. Gene Ontology annotation, molecular function: calcium channel activity; protein binding.
AUGGGGGUACCUUUAUUUGGGGACAGCAAGCCCUUCUAUUUCCGGAUCUGGAAUGGACUAAGUCAGAAGUUACAAGGCAAAAAAUCCUGGGAUAAACAUCUGGAUGAAAUCUACUUACUCCAGCAGAAAAGGAUCUGGGAAUCCCCACUCCUCCAGGCUGCCAAAGAGAACAACCUCCCAGCCAUUAGGAAACUUCUCACUGAUGGAACAUGUGAUUUCUAUCAGAGAGGUGCAGUGGGGGAGACCGCCCUUCAUGUAGCUGCCUUGUAUGAUAAUGUAGAGGCUGCAGUGACUCUGAUGGAAGCAGCUCCUGAGCUUGUCAAUGAGAGGAUGACAUCAGAGCUCUAUGAAGGGCAGACGGCUCUCCACAUUGCAGCAGUGAACCAGAACAUCACUUUGGUGAAGGCUUUACUCAAGAGAGGGGCCAAUGCCUGCACAGCACGGGCCACUGGACAUUUCUUCAGGCGCAGCUCCCAGAAUCUUCUCUAUUUCGGAGAGCAUGUUUUAUCAUUUGCUGCCUGUGUGGGAAAUGAGGAAAUUGUACAGUUGCUCAUUGAAAAUGGAGCUGACAUUAGAGCUCAAGAUUAUCUGGGUAACACUGUUCUUCACAUCCUGGUUCUCCAACCUAAUAAGACAUUUGCCUGCCACAUGUACAGCCUGAUACUUUCCUAUGACAGGAAAAAAGAGGGACCAGGAUCACUUGAAUUGAUUCCUAACAAUGAGGGGCUUACUCCAUUCAAACUGGCUGGAGUUGAGGGCAACACUGUGAUGUUUCAAUACCUUAUGCAGAAGCGGAAGCACAAUCUCUGGUCCUUUGGUCCCUUGACCACUGUGCUCUAUGAUCUCACAGAGAUUGACUCCUGGGCAGAAGAUCAGUCCUUCCUUGAGCUCAUUGUCUCAACCAAGAAGAGAGAGGCACGCCAGAUCUUGGACCUAACACCUGUGAAGGAGCUGGUGAGCCUGAAGUGGAAUAUGUAUGGUCGUCCCUAUUUCUGUUUCCUGGCUUUAUUCUAUAUACUCUACAUGGUCUGCUUCACUAUGUGCUGCGUCUACCGACCACUGAAACCCCGAAUAGGCAACAAAACAAGCAGCAGAGACAAUACAAUCUAUAUCCAGAAAAUGCUGCAGGAAUCAUAUAUGACAUAUGAGGAUGAGCUGAGGCUGGUGGGAGAGCUGAUCACAGUAAUUGGAGCUGUAGUAAUUUUGAUCCUUGAGAUCCCAGAUAUCCUUAGAGUUGGAGCAGCAAAAUACUUUGGACAAACCAUCCUAGGAGGGCCUUUUCACAUAAUUGUCAUCACAUAUGCGUGCAUGAUUCUAGUAACCAUGGUGAUGCGUCUCACCAGCACAACUGGUGAGGUGGUGCCCAUGUCCUUUGCCCUGGUGCUAGGAUGGUGCAAUGUCAUGUACUUCGCACGAGGCUUCCAGAUGCUCGGACCCUUUACCAUCAUGAUCCAGAAGAUGAUAUUUGGAGAUCUUAUGCGCUUUUGCUGGCUUAUGGCUGUGGUGAUACUAGGCUUUGCAUCAGCUUUUUACAUCAUCUUCCAGACAGAGAACCCUGAAAACCUUGGGCAGUUCUACAACUAUCCCAUGUCCUUGUUCACCACCUUUGAGCUGUUCCUCACUAUCAUUGAUGGCCCUGCAAACUAUGAUGUGGACCUGCCCUUUAUGUACAGCGUGGUAUACUUUGCCUUUGCCAUCAUUGCCACCCUCCUUAUGCUCAACUUGUUAAUUGCCAUGAUGGGUGACACCCACUGGAGAGUGGCCCAUGAGCGGGAUGAGCUCUGGAGAGCCCAGGUUGUCGCUACUACUGUCAUGCUGGAGCGGAAACUGCCACGCUGUCUCUGGCCUCGCUCUGGAAUCUGUGGGCGGGAGUAUGGGCUAGGAGACCGAUGGUAUCUCAGAGUUGAAGACAGGGUUGAUCCCAAUAAACACAAGGUGAUGCGGUACACAGAAGCAUUUAAGGCUCAGGAUCGGGAUAACUAUGACAAAGGUUUGGAAAAGAUGGAAAUCAAUAGGAACAUCCUGUACAAGAAGGAACUGUCUGCUCUGUCAUUGUCACGGAGCACAUCCAGGACUAGUUCUCACCGUGGCUGGGAGAUUCUGAGGCGCAACACCUUCCACCAACUUUGUGGAGAGGUCAGUCAUACCAUGGAAGAGGAGGUCUAUGAUGUCUAA